This is a messenger RNA of Miscanthus lutarioriparius, 975 nucleotides long. Lineage: Eukaryota; Viridiplantae; Streptophyta; Magnoliopsida; Poales; Poaceae. The record is from the annotation of a GenBank genome assembly.
AUGGAGCUCAGCUGCACACACAGCGGGAAGGAUAGACUGGCCGCUUUGAAGGCUAAGGACAAGGAGCAGGGGGCAGAGUCUGCAACGCCUGAACUGAACUCUGAGGUUCUCUUUCUAUGCAGCUACGAAGGAUGUGGGAAAACAUUUUUUGAUGCAGGGGCUCUUAGGAAGCAUGCUCAUGUUCAUGGGGAGAGGCAAUAUAUCUGUCACUAUGAGAACUGUGGCAAGAAAUUCUUAGAUAGCUCUAAGUUGAAAAGGCAUUUUCUUAUCCAUACAGGAGAAAAGAAUUUUGUGUGCCCACAUGAAGGUUGUGGAAAGGCUUUUUCGUUGGAUUUUAAUUUAAAGGCACACAUGAAAACACAUUCUGCGGAUAACUAUCAUGUGUGCCAGUACCCAGAAUGUGGCCGAAGAUUUACACAAGAAUCAAAAUUAAGAGCUCAUAUCAGGCAACAACAUGAGAAAGCUGUUGGCCUGCAGAAUCCAGGUGCGUCCACAAUGAACCACAGUGCAAUUGGAGAUCCACACCAGCCCCCUAAGCCAGCAAAGGUCUCAGCAACGCCUCCAGCUCCCUCAGCUGAGCGCCCUUACGUCUGCCCCUACGAUGGUUGCGACAAGGCAUACAUCCACGAGUACAAGCUGAACCUCCAUUUGAAAAAAGAACACCCCAACCACUACCAGGAUGGUGGCCCACAAGGCGCUGCCUCUUCAAAGCGCAGCAUCUCAAAGAGUUCCCACAGGAGCAAGCCAGACAUCACCACUAGGAUGCCACCGGCCAAGAUCCCCAAGCACAAAGGAGGGUACGCAGCGCCGUCGCCAGCUGUGAACCUCCCUGAGGAGCAGCAGUGGCCGAGGAAAGUGAUGUACGAGGAUGACAGCGAGGAGACCGAGGAAGAGGCAGGCAACAAUGUCGAGGAUAGAUGGAACUACAACAGAGCUGCUAGCAGCGACGACGAGGAAACCGAAGACGAAGAAUGA